GUGACUACGCCAAUGUCUGAUGAGUCGAUCGACUUCGUCCUCGGCUGCAUCCACCACGAAUAAGCCAGCGCUCCUGCGGUACUGACCUGCAUCACCGCAUCUUGUUCAGAGUGACAGGGUGGCAGGACGUUGUCCAGUUGAGGAUGCGCUUUGAUCGCCGCGCCGCCCCAUCUCGCUGAAGGCCGUCCCUAUUGAGAUUCCCCUCUCAAGGCAGCCUCCAUUUAUUACUUCCACUGACAUUGACGAGUAUUGAACUCCUUAUCUCCUCAUCAGACUAUUCAUGCUACUGAAAAGAAUAUGGACUCGAGACGCAAGAGGACACGGGAUCAAGUCGAGGUGAGCAGGCUGUUGAAUGCCCUUGCCUAUUUCUGCUUGUCCAUCCGUUGAUACGAGAUCAAGGAUUUGCAUGGCCUCAGACAAUGCGGACCAUCCACGCGCUCAGCUUCAUGCAUUCGACACCCCUCUGGGCCCUUCAUGCCUGUAGAGACGACGAAUGACCUUCACAAUCUCCCUACUGAAUCAGCACGUGCUGGACCCCGCUCGAUUUCCACGGACGCGCCGCCCAACUUCAAGGCAGUCCACGCCAAGAUCGAUGCCUGGAGUACCGACCUGAAGACUUUCAUCUCAAAGUAUCAAGACGUCUCGGACGAGAAGCUGCUACUCGCGUCGAAAGACCAGAAGAAGCACGUCUCGGAUGAGAAGAGCAAGACGGCGGAAGUGCUGAAGAAGCUCGAGCGAUCGAAAACGGAUCAUGAAGCUUACAAGAAGACCACUGCCAGAGAAAUCCGAGAGAUCAAGCAACAGCUCACCGUCAAGACUGACGAAGUCUCCAAGGCUAUCAAGGAGCGAGAUCAAGCCGUGAAGGACUUGUGCACCCUUCGUUUCCAAUUCGAGGCCGUAUCGAGAAAGGGUCAAGGUCAUCAAGGUCAUGCGACCAAAUUGAAAGCGGAGAAAGAGAGAACAGAGCGAAAACUGGCGGAGGUCAAGCGACAGAGGGACGCUUGGAGAUCGAGAUGUGGAGGCCUCGGUGGGAGUACGGAGAACGACCCGUUGGUUGUCAGAGACACGAGGAGGACAUCUGCGACAGGAGGGAGUGAUGACGAGGGGACUUCUUCCUGCUUUGACUCUGACGACUCUGAGGUCGAUGCCUUGUACGUCGAAAGGUCAGAUGUAGACGAGUCAGACGACAGUGGGUCGGAGGAUGAAUCAGGCGAAGAACAGUCUGACUAAGAAGAAACCGAUCGAGACGGAUUGAUUGAGGAGCUGGAGCCAAAGUCAGAAUCGGCAGACCGAGCUAGAGCUAGACAAGAUACGGACGGGAAACUGGUCCUCAGGUCGAAAUCGAGUUAUGCUCGCGUCCCUGUCGCGCCUCACAUCAGCUGCGUCUUCGAGAGACUCGCGGAGAUGGGUGAAAAGAGGAGAAAGAAGAAGUGAGGAGAUUGACUGACGAUAGAAGACCUCAAGGGGAAGUCUCCCCCGUCAGCUGUGGCGGGGACCCAUGAGCCAUCUCACUGUCGAUUUGCACUCGGGAACUGAGCCAGUGGGCUUAGACUGCAGCGCGGAGAACCUGUCUCCCAGCUCGUGUUGUGAGAGAGUGGGAUACGCCAGGGAAGCAAUCAUCUGGAUAGAUCAUAUUAUCAUGUCUGUGUAUGUAUGUCCAUCUAUG
Kockovaella imperatae is the source of this 1666-nucleotide messenger RNA. RefSeq lists its product as hypothetical. The transcript has a single exon. NCBI's taxonomy places the organism in Eukaryota, Fungi, Basidiomycota, Tremellomycetes, Tremellales, Cuniculitremaceae. The record is from RefSeq and is a predicted model, not a curated record. The coding region runs from base 475 to 1230 and encodes 251 amino acids.